This is a messenger RNA of Xyrichtys novacula (pearly razorfish), 491 nucleotides long. The record is from the annotation of a GenBank genome assembly. NCBI's taxonomy places the organism in Eukaryota, Metazoa, Chordata, Actinopteri, Labriformes, Labridae.
AUGAGGAACCUCCCAACAAUCGAUCCCUCUGAGCACAGAUCCAUCCGUUCAUCAGAGGUGAGUUCAUUUAUGAGAGUACUCCUGCACACGUCCGGACACCCAGGAGUCCUGACUUCUUGGCUCGGUUGCACCUCGAGCUGUCGGGAGGACAGAGGGGGCAGAUGAGAUCUCUAUCACCAUCUCCUCCUUCUCAUCAUCAUCAUCAACACACACCCUUCACCCCCAACCCCUCCUUCUUCCCCCAUCUGAGGUGUCUGGUGACUCCAGCCCGUUAUCUUGCCCCUCCCUUCACCGUGGAGGAGAGGAAGAGAGAGAGAGAAAAAGGCUGCAGCCCACUACCACCAUGUCCCCAGAGGCCUCCUGCCUGCCUGCCUGCCCGCCCGCCUCUCCUGCUGCUCAGUACAGCUGUGGCUCAGCACCAGACCUUGACACCAGCUGGGAUCUCCACCCUGCCAGAGGAUCCACAAGAAGAGCCUCUCUUCACUGGGUGA